Molecule: messenger RNA, 3391 nt
Organism: Gopherus flavomarginatus (Mexican gopher tortoise)
Lineage: Eukaryota; Metazoa; Chordata; Testudines; Testudinidae
Gene: WAC
Product: WW domain containing adaptor with coiled-coil
Exons: 14
Coding region: 350-2284 (644 amino acids)
Biological process (GO): regulation of autophagy; positive regulation of TORC1 signaling
Cellular component (GO): nucleus
Molecular function (GO): RNA polymerase II complex binding; chromatin binding
Source: RefSeq, a predicted model, not a curated record
GAACAAGGCGUCGCCCGAGUUUCCCGGAUGUAGUUGGAGGAGCGGCAGCGGCGGCGGCGGUGGUGGGAGCAGCGGGGGGAGGAGGCGUCUGUGCGCCUCAGUAUCUCAGCGUGUGCGGGGCCGAGCUGUGGCGUCUCCCCUUUCGCUGUGCAGAGAGGAGAUGGGCCCGUGAGCGCUGCUCCCAGCCGAGCUGCCUGAGCCGCCCCCUCCCUGUCUCCCUCCCCUUCCCUGUCCCGGUCGGUGGUGAGGCGGAGCGCUGUCUCCCCCUCCUCCCCCCUCGGCGCCUGUGGCCCGGCCGCGGCCGUCCCCUCCUGGUCCCCUCACACUCACGCACACAGGCCGGGCAUUGAUGGUAAUGUAUGCGAGGAAACAGCAGAGACUCAGUGAUGGCUGUCACGACCGCAGGGGGGACUCUCAGCCCUACCAGACUCUUAAAUACUCAUCAAAGAGUCACCCCAGUGGUGGCGAUCACCGUCAUGACAAGAUACGAGACACCACAGAUCCUUCACCACCAAAUAAAAUGUUGCGGCGAUCUGAUAGCCCUGAAAACAAAUAUGGUGACACCACAGGGCACAGUAAAGCAAAAAGUGUGCAUACUCACAGAGUUAGAGAGAGGGAUGGAGGGACCAGUUACUCUCCACAAGAAAAUUCACAUAACCACAGUGCUCUUCAUAGCUCAAAUUCACAUUCUUCUAAUCCAAGCAAUAAUCCAAGCAAAACUUCAGAUGCAUCCUACGAGUCUGCGGAUGACUGGUCUGAGCACAUCAGCUCUUCUGGCAAAAAAUACUACUAUAACUGCCGAACAGAAGUUUCACAAUGGGAAAAACCAAAGGAGUGGCUUGAAAGAGAGCAGAGACAAAAAGAAGCAAGCAAAAUAUCAGUUAACAGUUUCCCAAAAGAUAGGGACUACAGAAGAGAGGUGAUGCAGGCAACAGCUGCCAGUGGGUUCGCCAGUGGAAUGGAAGACAAGCAUUCCAGUGAUGCCAGUAGUAUACUCCCUCAGAAUAUUUUGUCUCAGACAAGCAGACACAAUGACAGAGACUACAGACUGCCAAGAGCAGAGACUCACAGUAGUUCUACUCCAGUACAACAUCCCAUCAAACCAGUGGUUCAUCCAACUGCUACCCCAAGCACUGUUCCUCCUACUCCAUUUUCUCUACAAUCUGAUCACCAGCCAAAGAAAUCUUUUGAUGCUAAUGGAGCAUCUACUUUAUCAAAACUGCCUACACCCACAUCGUCCAUCCCAUCUCAGAAGACAGAUAGAAAAGAGUCUGCAUCCGUGGACAAGUCUGUAUCCCAUUCUUGCACAACUCCUUCAACAUCAUCUGCUUCUGGACUGAAUCCAACUUCUGCACCUGCUACUUCCACAGUCCCUGUCUCACCUGUCCCACAAUCACCAAUUCCUCCAUUACUGCAGGACCCAAAUCUCCUUCGACAGCUGCUGCCUGCUCUUCAAGCCACCCUGCAGCUUAAUAAUUCUAGUGUAGAUAUAUCCAAAAUAAAUGAAGUUCUUACAGCAGCUGUGACACAAGCCUCUCUGCAGUCUAUACUCCAUAAGAUUCUCACUGCUGGACCAUCUGCUUUCAAUAUUACUUCCCUGAUUUCUCAAGCUGCACAACUAUCUGCACAAGCUCAGCCAUCUAAUCAGUCUCCAAUGUCUUUAACUUCGGAUGCCUCAUCGCCAAGGUCAUAUGUUUCUCCAAGAAUAAGCACGCCUCAAACCAACACAGUUCCUCUGAAACCUUUGAUGAAUACGCCCCCUGUAUCAUCACAGCCAAAGGUAACUACUCCAGGUGUAAAGCAAGGACCAGCUUCACAGUCAGCACCUCAGCAGCCAGUAGUAGCUGACAAGCAGACAGGCCAUGAGCCUGCCUCUCCUCGAAGUCUUCAGCGCUCAAGUAGUCAGAGAAGUCCAUCACCAGCUCCAAAUCAUACCUCUAGCACUAGUGCAUCAAAUUCAGCAACUACACCACAGAAUGCAUCUGUUCGGCCUACAUGUUCAUUAACACCUACACUAGCAGCACAUUUCAAUGAAAAUCUUAUAAAACAUGUUCAAGGCUGGCCUGCAGAUCAUGCAGAAAAGCAGGCAUCAAGAUUACGUGAGGAAGCCCAUAAUAUGGGAAGUGUUCAUAUGUCAGAAAUUUGUACUGAAUUAAAAAAUUUAAGAUCUUUAGUUCGAGUAUGUGAAAUUCAAGCAACAUUGCGUGAGCAAAGGAUACUAUUUUUGAGGCAACAAAUUAAAGAACUUGAAAAGCUAAAGAAUCAGAAUUCCUUCAUGGUGUGAAAAGUUGUGAAUAAUUGCACAUAGUUUUGAGUACAGGAACUGUAAAACUGGUUGCCCAGUCUUAACAUUUUUGAGCUGCAUUUGAGUAGACUUCGGACCAUUGAGCUGGGCAAAAGAAAUGACAAGGGGAAGGGGACGGGGACAGGAGGGAGUCAAUUCAAGGGGAAAGAAUACAAGGAUGAUUUGUAAAACCCUUGAAAUGUAGAUUUCUUGUAGAUGUAUUCUUCACGUUGUAAAUAUGUUUUGUAGAGUGAAGCCAUGGGAAGCCAUGUGUAUCAGAGCUUAGACAUCCAAAACUAAUCAAUGCUGAGGUGGCUAAAUACCUAGCCUUUUACAUGUAAACCUGUCUGCAAAAUUAGCUUUCUUUUUUAGUUAAUUUAUCAUUCAGAAAUCUUGCAUUUCUUAAAAUUUAAUGCGAGCGCCAGGCGAUCUGUAUGUAAGGCUGCAACAAUUUGGAACAGUUUGGGUAAUGUACAAAGUGUCAUGAAACAACUGUUUCCACACUUGCACCGAAUCAAGAGCAGUGCUUCUCCAUUUCUGUUUUAAAGAGAAACAUUUUUCAUUUUCUGUGUUCCAUUUCCCCUUGAAAUCCUAAAUCUGAUUUAUCAGUUUUUUAAUGCUUCUAAUUUUCUCAUUUCUUAAGGCACUGUUGCUAUGGCACUUUUUCUAUAAUCUUUUCAUUCCUGUGUACAGUAGCUUAAAAUUGCAGUGAUUGAGCAUAACCCACUGUUUGUAUAAAUUAUUGAAACGUAUUUCCAUUUGCACCCUGUAAGACUGGUCUUAUAGUACUGCUGGGCAUGUGUGUUGAAAGUACAUUACUUGCUCAAAUAUAAGGAAAUAGCCCAAUGAACAUGUUAACAUGGUUGUGGGAGGGGAAAGAGGAAAAAGCUAGUCAGAUGUGAAUUGUAUCUGUUGUAAUAAACAUGUUAAAACAAUGAAACACUGGUUUUCAUUUCCUUUGGUCAGCGCAUAUUAGAAUUUGGUCUAUUUGGGGAUUCUUUAUCAGAACUAUUCUUGUUGAACAUUUUUGUACUUAAUUGAAAUAAUUUCUCAAGGGAGGUUGUGUUUAAAAAUUGUAAACAAUAAAUUGUGUAUAAAAUAUUUAAU